CUCUUCCCUGGACUUCCAUGUGCACAUUACUUUCUGUCACCUUUUCCCAUUGAACCAAUUACCAGCACCAUGUCUCUGGCGACCCUUGACACCACCCAACACCCUUACCUUCCGGCCGCCUCGGCAACCCUUUUUAAGGCCAAGGCCACAAAGGCGCUGAGCUUCGAGCAAAUCGCCGAACACAUUGGCCGCAAUGAGGUCGCUACCGCCGCCAUUUUCUACGGCCAAGCCAAGGCCUCCCCGGAGGAUAUCGAGAAGCUGUCUACCCUCCUUGACAUUUCGCCCAAUUAUCUCAACGAGCAGCUCUCGGGCUUCCCGGAUCGUGGUCGCUCUGUCGAGAUGCCGCCCAAGGAGCCUUUGAUUUACCGUCUUUACGAGAUUGUGCAGAACUAUGGUUAUGCGUAUAAGGCGGUGCUAAAUGAAAAGUUUGGUGAUGGAAUCAUGAGCGCGAUUUCGUUCUCUACGAAGGUAGAGAAGGAGACGGAUAAGGAUGGGAAUAACUGGGCUGUUAUUACGCUGCGAGGCAAGUGGUUGCCCUUCUCCAGGUUUUAGAACUGAGGUUGAGUUAUUUGUACGUGACAUAUCUGGAGAAUGUUUUGGAAUGAUCUAGUAGCAAAGUGAAUGUGACUUAAGUUUCCUAAAUGAUGGCCCAUC
Molecule: messenger RNA, 654 nt
Organism: Aspergillus calidoustus
Lineage: Eukaryota; Fungi; Ascomycota; Eurotiomycetes; Eurotiales; Aspergillaceae
Source: the annotation of a GenBank genome assembly